AGUCACUCUCCUCGUGUUAAAGGGGCUAGACUCGCUCUCAUGGACACUUUCUGACUGGCUGCUGUCAUCUGGGAGAGCUGGACCUGUGGAAAAGAAUCAACCAAAGAACUCUCUCUUUCCUUACUGUCUGUUUGUGUUACUGUGCAUCUGGCCACUCCAGCGCAUUCACAGCAGAGAUUUCUAUUUUCUCUUUUUUUUUUUUGCUUACAAAAACGGGAACAAUCUUGCCACUGUCCAGUUCUCCAUUCACCCGGACUUGCCUCACAAAGACAGUAAUUGUUUGCCUGUUUUUUUGUCCACUUCAGGAGUUAUUUGUCCCUUUUUGUGCUGUCCCUUCCUCUUAAACUUUUAUAUUUAUUAUUCUCUACCUUAUGUGCUUAAGUUUGUUUGUCUGUCUGUGUGUAAAUUAUCAUAUGACUUAGUUGUGGAUGCACUUAUAUGAUAAGUCUCUAACUCUUUUGAAGACUUAAUGUUUGUGUUAUUUUAUCAUCUCAAAAAGAAUGUGCAGUUUUGAUAAUUUAUUCAUUUUGUGAUGUAAGUUUACGUAAGUUUCUGACUACCUGUACUCAGUUGGGUCACUUCCUGACCAUGGCCCACGUGUGUUUUUUUUAGGUUUAUUAGUGAAUUAGUUAGCUUGUAUAAGUUUGAUAUAACUGCGUGUCCACAUCCUCUUUCUUCAAAGUGUCAUUCCUCUUUUUUAAAAUAAGGGAAGUUCCUGGUGGUCACACAACAUCAGCAGUGUGCCUGCUGUUCUGUUCUGUUCUGUUUAUUGCUCCACAUGUUGCAUGGACAUGAAUAGCUGAGUCUUAAACAGAGCCCCCUUCAGUGGUUUUUUGGAAAGGUGAAGUUUCCUUGUGGAAAGGAAUGCAGCUGGAGAACAGAAAAAACAUGCUGAGCUCUGCUAUCUCCAUCUUGAGCUGGUCGUUUUUCUCUCUGCAGCCUCAGAAAAACAUCUACUUCCUGGUCCAGCUUUGAGCAGCUGUUCACCUCAUCUGUCAGAAGCCAAAAUCUGAUCCCGGCAUUUCCUUUCUUCCAUGGCUUCUGAGAGUGCAUCUCCCUCCCUGCGGACAGCCAACCUCAGCGCUCUGAAGAAGCGCUGGGAGCAGAGGGGGAGCAGUGAUAAGGAAAAGUCAUCUUCCGUCCCGAUUCCCACCUUGUCCAGCAUCCGCGGCAGACCUCCUGCUCUGACCAGAACCCCAUCUAUCCCUGAGCAACCUCCUCCAGUGAAGAGUCCCACUGUCCCUACCGAUCAGGGAGGUCAACCCACAGAGCCAACAGUGAGCAGAGAAGAAGACAAGAGAGGGAUGGACAGGGAUGAGCUGACACACAGAGACAGACCUGAAAAGCUAGAUGAGCAAGUUCCAACCAGCCCCCGUGCCUCUUAUGAGAAAGCCACCGUGCCACUGAACAACCUGAAGAUGAAGUUUGAGAGGGGAGCGGAUGCCCCGGUCAAGGUUGGCAGGACAACUCUGCGCAGUACUUCAUCUGAGGACAUGGACCAACCCGGAGGUGCAACUGUUUCUAAACGAGUGGUCGAUUCAUCAUUCUUGAAGGACAAGCUGGCGAAGUACCAGGCCUCCAUUUCUAAACCCCGCACCACUCGCUCUGGUGCGGCCACAGAGGUGCCUGCUCCAAAAACAUCUGCAGCAGUAAAUCAGAAGCACAGCCCUGCCCCCGAGUGCAACGGGGAAAAUGGUGAACAACCCAAAGCAACAAGGAAGUUCUGUCCUCCGGUGAAGGAGACCUGCAUCGCAUGUUCAAAAACGGUGUAUCCUCUGGAGAGACUGGUGGUUCUUAAGGAUGUCUACCACAAAAGUUGCUUUCGCUGUGUGCACUGCAGCAUGAGACUCGGUCUAGGGAACUACGCCUCUCUGCAUGGUAACAUCUACUGCAAGCCCCAUUUCAACCAGCUGUUCAAAGCAAAAGGAAACUAUGACGAGGGCUUUGGCCACCGACCCCACAAGGAGCUGUGGGAGCCGCGAGCUGAGGGAGAGGAGGAGGAUGAAGAAGUGGUGAAGCCAAAAGAACAAGUGGAACCUGCAGCAGUGACAAAUCCAGCUGAGAGUGUCUCAGACAAACCAGAGACCCCGGCUGAGGAAACGUCCCAGAUUAAAGUCACAGACCUGACCGCCGCACUGGAGACAAGGGUGAAGACACAAGUCAGCUCCAAUGAGAAACCUCAAUCUACAGAGAAGUCAGCUGAGAAACCCAGGCUCCGAAUGGCCUGGCCUCCCCCAGCCGGCGAGAGACAACCUGGAGCUCAAGUCCUCAGUCCAGUCACCGAUGGGGCUCCUGCAGGCCGACCAUGGAGAGCCAAGUGGCCCCCAGAGGACGAGGUCCCAUCAUCCUUUCAGAGCUCAGAGCGUGUUGAGCUGAAGGGCCUAAGGAGAAGCCAGUCUCUGAAGGACCGGUGUCGGCCUUUUACAGUUCUAGCCAAACCCAGCCUCACACCCAGUCAGGGCCCCAGGGAGAUUCGUCGGCCACUCAAAUCCCUGCAGGAGUGGAGAACAUCACUUGAAGAAAAAGAAUCGUCUGAAGAAGCAUCAAAGGAGAACAAGCAGGAACCUCACAAAGUGAAAAAGGAAGAAAAGAAAGAGCCAAGUGAAGAGCCAACAAGCAGAAGAGAGACCACCUCAGAAGAGGAUGCCGAGACUCCACAACAGAAAAAAGAAAGUGAAGACCAAGCAGAGGGAGUUAAAGCUGCAGCAGACAAGAUGGCAGCAGAAGAGGCCUCCCUCAGAAGCAUCUCUCCAGGUAUCUCACCGUCCCCCUCUCCACCUGCACAGCCCAAACAAAACCGCGCCUCCCAGGAUGUGGGCUUCUGGGAGGAGGAUAAAGAAGGAAGUGAAGCUGAGGAGCUGAGUGCGGAGGAUAUAAUCAAGAAGAACCGCUACUAUGACGAGGAGGAUGACGACUUUGAGUCAUAAGAACUCUAAAUGUAACAUCCAUCCAGUUCUCUCAUCUCAGUUAAUAAGUAGAUCUCAAGUUUAGCUUUGCCGGGUUUAAUAGUUUAAAGGAGACAUGCAAACAUUUAACUUAUGUGCAUAUAUAUUGCAAUAACUGCCUUUAAUUGUUUAAGUUCAAGUUUGAAAAUAUUUGAUACAGCUUUUAUAUGACUCCUGAUUUUACUGGAAGCUUGGCCUCUAUAAAAUUUGCUCAAACCUCUGCUCUUUCAGCACCAUUUAUGGUGUAAUACUUGCAGAUGGCAAGUCCAAAAAACAUUUUAUUUUAUGCAGCAUUUUAAGUGCUUUUUAAUGACAGCCAUUACCCUUCUUAUUGCUCUGCCUUGUUAUGUUUUUGUGUCCUUCCUAUAAUGCUGAGGAGACAUUCAAAUCUUAUAUCAAACAAUCAUACAACACUCUAUUUGUAAGAUAAAUGUCUAGGCAUUUUUAUGUAUUGCCUUAAUGUAGAUUAUAUUUGAGAGAAAAACAACAAAAUAAAAAUCCUAAUAAAUAUUCUCCAAUAUAUCGUACAGCAACCCUCCCUAUAAACCUUGUACAUGUCUUGUCUUCUCCCAGGGAUAAGGCACUGUCAGUGUCAGUGCUCACAUGUACUGCAACUUCUUUAUUUGGACUCAGAACCUUUCUUUCAUGCUACUGUUAAAUGUAUGAAGGUGAUUGAAACUCCCCUGACUGUAAAAGUACCACAGAGCAGGCCUACCAUCUCACAGCUACUGAUGAGUCUUACAUAACAAAGCCAAACCUUUAUCACCGCCUCCUGCAGGGGGAGCUCUGGAUUGAUAAACUAUAACUGGAGCUGUACAGUUAGGACACACUCUAAAGGGAUUAUGUACAUUGUAGGUGCACUUGUAUGUAAAGGCCUUCAAAUAUUUGGAUUUAGGAGUCAAAGGAGCACGUGUUUCAAAAAUGUCCAACCUUUUCCUGAUUCUAAACAAAUGUUAGAACUAAAGUCAAGUUUUCUUUCAUUGGCACUCCUUUGAGUCCAAAAGCACAAUAUGUGUCAUCUCUUUGGGCCUUCUGGAUUUAUUUGUAACAUUUUCAGAUGUAAUCCAUUUUUAUAUGGUAUGUAAAUCACUUUGUAUUUUUAAAUGCGCUUUGGAAUAUAUGUUUGCACUGCAGAAUAUUUUCUAAUAAUUUGUAUAUUGACACAAUGGAUCUUACAGUCUUACCUGUUGUUUAAACAAUUAAAUUGAACCAAGAAUUACA
This is a messenger RNA of Notolabrus celidotus (New Zealand spotty), 4166 nucleotides long. RefSeq names its product LIM domain and actin-binding protein 1-like. The record is from RefSeq and is a predicted model, not a curated record. Gene Ontology annotation, cellular component: plasma membrane; actin cytoskeleton. NCBI's taxonomy places the organism in Eukaryota, Metazoa, Chordata, Actinopteri, Labriformes, Labridae. The transcript has 8 exons. Gene Ontology annotation, biological process: actin filament bundle assembly. Bases 1035 to 2927 code for a protein of 630 amino acids. Gene Ontology annotation, molecular function: actin filament binding.